AUGGGCCACAACCGUUCAUCCACCGCUAAGAUCAUCCCGCUCAAGGCCGAGCCGGAGAAGCUCUCUGGCUUGGCGGUGGAAUACCAAAAGCGCAACCGUGAGACGGUGAAAACGGUGUACAAAGCACUGCACGACGGCGACACAGAGAAGCUUGCGAAGGUGGUGAGGACAGAGUUGGAAUGGUGGUACCACGGACCUCCUCGUUGCGAGCACAUGAUGAGAGUGUUGACCGGCGGGUCAACGCCCAAGGGCUUCAGGUUUCGGCCUCGGAGGAUCAGGGCCGUCGGAGACCGCGUGAUGGUGGAAGGGUGGGAGGGGGCGGGGGAGUACUGGGUGCACGUGUGGACACUCAGGCACGGGAUCAUUGCUCAGCUGCGGGAGUACUUCAACACCUUCAUCACGGUGGUGCUUCGGGUUUCGGAGGAUGGUGAUGAGGCUCGGUUGUGGCGGAGCUCCGACCGGGUUCGGGUUCACGUGUCCUUACCGGAUCUGGUGCUUUCAGUUUAA
This is a messenger RNA of Sphenostylis stenocarpa, 507 nucleotides long. The record is from the annotation of a GenBank genome assembly. Lineage: Eukaryota; Viridiplantae; Streptophyta; Magnoliopsida; Fabales; Fabaceae.